AUGUCUAAAGUCCAAAGGCUGAGAGCUUUGGUGGAGGAGCGGCUGACUGCGGCUGCUGAAGACAUAUAUGUGCUGUUUGAAAGAAUCAUAGCCGAGUAUGAGGAGGAACUGUGUCGCUCCAAACAGGAGAACGAGAGGAACCAACGGCUCCUGGACUCGACUCUGAGCCCGAGAGUCGUGCUGAUCAGAGCCGGUGUCCACAUGUCCUCUCUGAGUCCUGGUCUCACUCUGAAACAGGAAAUCCCAGAGACUCCACAGAUUAAAGAGGAGCCAGAAGAACAGCAUGUCAAACAGGAGGAAGAGGAGCUGCAAGUGUCUGUCCCUGGGGCCAAUGAUGGCUGUGUGAAGACAGAAGAGUCCUCACUGCUUCAGCAAAAAGAAACUGAUCACAGAGAGGACAUCAACUCAGAGAUACAUGUCCACGGAGAGGACACACAGGGAGAGGACAUCAGCUCAGAGACAGAUGUCCGCAGAGAGGACUCACAGGGAGAGAAUAUAAGCUCAGAGACACAUGUCCACAGAGAGGACACACAGGGAGAGGACAUCAGCUCAGAGACACAUGUCCACCCCGAGACUGAGGGAGACACGGAGCACUCUUCUGACACUGACAAUGAUGAAGACUGGAGUGCUCCAAUCGGCUCUUCAGCUGCACAGAUGGAGACAGAGGCAGAUGGAGACCACUACAGCCAAGUCCAGAGCAGAGCCAAAAGCACCACUGCACCAAACUCAAGUCAAUCCCCCAAAUACAAGUCUGCACCAGAGACCAGAGCCACUGUGGACAAUGGGGACAUGUCAGGAACAGCCGAAGGAACUGCAGACAAGAAACACCAGUCCUCUGUCCGUAAAAAGAGAUUUGGCCUAAAAGGUGAUUUAAAAAAACACUUUAGUAUUCACACAGGAGACAAGCCUUACAGCUGUUCUCUCUGUGAGAAAGCAUUUACUUACAAGAAUAGUCUCACAUACCACAUGAGAACACACACAGAAGACAAGCCUUACAGUUGUUCUGUCUGUGAGAAAGCAUUUACUCACAAGAGUAGUCUUAAAUACCACAAGGGAACACACACAGGACACGAAUCUUUCAGCUGUUCUGUCUGUGAGAACACAUUUACUCAAAAGAGCAAUCUCAGAUACCACAUGGGAAGACACGCAGGAGAGAAACCUUACAGCUGUUCUCUCUGUGAGAAAGCAUUUUCUCAUAAGUGUGAUCUCACAAAACACAUAAGAAUACACACAGGCGACAAACCAUACAGCUGUUCUGUCUGUGAGUACACGUUUAUUCAAAAGAGUAAUCUCACAAGACACAUGAGAACACACACAGGCGACAAACCUUACAGCUGUUCUCUCUGUGAGAAAGCAUUUACUCAUAAGUGUUAUCUCACAAGCCACAUGAGAAUACACACAGGAGAGAAACCUUACAGAUGUUCUCUCUGUGAGAAAGCAUUUACUCUAAAGUGUUAUCUCACAAAACACAUGAAAAAACACACAAGAGACAAAUCUUAGAGCUGCUCUGUCUGUAAUAAACGAUUUGCUCAGAGCAGAAAUUUGAAGUAACAUGAGAAGUCACACAGGAGAGAUAUAGGUUGAACAGAGUCUGACACAAGGUUUUUUUGCUGUGUUUAUGUGUUACAACAACAGCCAGUAGUUGCCAUUUGAAGAUUAAGAAUAAAAAUAAACAUUUAUGCUUAAUACUUCCAGUUGAGUGAACGCUUGCGCGUUUUUGCUGCCGCUGCUUGCUGGGCAAAUUAAACAUUUUUACUUAAUCGGAUUGUGAUUGACCUGUGAAUAUAGGGCUAUCUGCUAAAUGCCCUAUAUCUGCAUGAGACGUCUGCUGUCUGCUGCAUAUGUGAGUGUCUUUGGACCUUGGCUUACCUGGGACUUGCUUCUCAAUCACAUCUGGCUCCUGUCUCUCCGACUCACUCAUCUGGGCAGCUAUGUGGAUUAAUAAAAUAGUCCAUUGGAUUGCUGUCAGCUGGCUCCUAAUGUCCCUGGUCCAUUUACAAACAAAAGCACUUCUCCAGUAUUCUGCUGGUGAACUUUUAAAACUCCGGCAUUAUGUCACCGCUCCAUGGCCCCCACCUGGGCUAAACCUGCCCACAGACAUAGCCUACCAGCCUCGCGGGAGGUAUAUCCGCCGUAGGCCCAUCCAUCGGGGCUCGCGUCGGAACUUUGAGUAUGAUAACUCUACAUCUAUCCCGUCGUUUUGGUCCACUGCUCGCUGCACAAAGAGAAACACCAGUCGCCGUGCUGAGCGUGUCCUGGCAGGCGUCCCGAGGGCAGCUAACACGGCUAGCACAACCAUCGUCAACUUUGGUCUUCUCAACACCCGCUCUCUGACGAACAAGGGCCAUCUCAUCCAGGAUCUUCUGGUGGACCGUAAGUUAGACCUGUUGUGCUUGACGGAAACGUGGCAGCAACAAAAUGACUUUACUCAUCUUAAUGAUGCUACUCCUCCGGGGUUUGUUUAUUUUUCCCAACCUCGUGCUUCUGGUCGAGGGGGCGGUCUUGCGGUAUUGUACCGCGAGAGCUUGAGAGUAGUGCCCUGUGACUGUACCUGCCUGUCAGUCAUUUGAGGCCACCAUAUGCCAGCUCUCCGGACCCACUCCUACUAUCAUUGCCACUCUUUACUGACCACCAAAACCAAACAAGGAUUUUAUGUCUGAUUUUGCCGCUUUUUUAACACAUGUUUCCUCCCUUUCAUCAAAUAUCAUAUUACUAGGGGACCUCAAUAUUCAUUUGGACAUUGUCAAUAACUUACUCACUCAAGAUUUCACAUCUUGUUUGGACAGUUUUGGAUUAAAGCAGUUUGUUAAUUUUCCCACUCACUCUAAAGGACAUAUUCUAGAUGUAAUCUGCUGUUCAGGACUAUCACCCAUAGACUGUAAAGCCAACCAUAUCCCCUUCUCUGAUCACAUGCUCAUAACAUUUAAUAUCAUUCUGCCUCUUUCCAAACACAACACUUCACGGACCAUAGCAUUUCGGAAAAUUAAAGACAUAAAUCUGGACAUUCUAUCUUCUCAAAUCAGUAACCUUCCCUGUACAGACAGUCUUACAACUCCAGAUCAACUGCUCUCUUACUAUAACUCCCAAUUGCACAAUAUUCUCAACACACUUGCUCCACUGAAAUCCAGAUCUGUCUCAUUCACUCACUCUGCACCCUGGUACACCCCCACUCUCAGACAGUUAAAAGCAAAAGGCCGCCAACUUGAAAGACUUUACAAUAAAACUGGACUAACUAUUCAUAAAAACUUGUACACAAAUCACAUUCUCCACUAUAAGGACUGCAUUUCCAAAACCAAAUCCACUUACUACUCUGGUUUAAUCAGUUCAAAUGAAGGAAAUUCCAAGGCUCUUUUUUCUCUCAUCAGUGACAUCACUAAACCACCUGACUCUCUCCCAGCUCAUCUUUAUUCAUCUGACUUUUGCAAUACACUGGUUUCAUUCUUCACCACAAAAAUCCAACUUAUCCACCAACAGUUAACCCCGUCCUCUGGUAUAACUUUACCUUUCACUAUAUCUCCUCCUGCCUUUAUCUCUCCUUUGUCUUCAUUCACUCUGCCUUCUGUCAAUCAAAUCUCCAUCCUUAUUCAAAAAUCCAAAACUUCCUCCUGUCAGCUUGACCCUCUACCCACAGUCCUCGUUAAAGCUACUCUUCCAUCUCUGGCUCCUCUAAUCACUAACAUAAUCCAUGCUUCCCUCACCUCUGGAACAGUUCCCUCUCCUCUGAAAACUGCUGCUGUCACUCCUAUCCUCAAAAAACCUGGAUCUGAUCCCACUGACCUCAAUAAUUUCCGUCCCAUUUCUAAUCUCCCAUUCAUCUCAAAAAUCCUUGAAAAAACAAUUUCUGCAUCAGCGUUUCCUCAGCUGCAAACGCUGAUACAGUCUGUCUCCAUAUAUUAUCAAGAGAAGACCUAAAAUAACUCUUCCCUGUUCUACCGUACUAUAUUCUCAUGGUAAUGUAUUGUCUGUGCAGACAGCAGAAACAAACCUGAGGGUAAUUCUCACGGAGUUUAAACCAGCCCCAUCAAGAUAGUUCAGCUUCCAAGUCUGCAACACGUGGUCUACACUGACAGUGAGUUAUAUCAUAUCAGGAAAGAGUACUUUGAGUUCAAACGCACGGGACGAGAAAAGGACUGUAGGCUUUUAAAGGAGCUAAACUGCAGGCAGCAGCAGUGUAUGUUGAGAGCCCACAGUGAAAGGUAAGACAUGUCCCUGUGUUAUGGUCAAACAAUUUUAGUUUCAUCAGACCACAGGACAUGUCUCCAAAAAUGAAACUCGUUAUCCCUGUUUGCAUUUACUAAACUGAAAUCUGUCUUUUUUUCUUUUGGAGUAGAGUUUUCUUCCUGCAGAGCCUUUCAGUCCAUGUCGGUACAGUCCUCGUUUCACUGUGGAUAAUGACAAAACUCUUAUCAGCUUCAGCAGCAUCUUCACAAAGUAUUUUGCUUUUGUUCUUGGGUUGAUUUGUACAUUUUUGACCAAAACACGUUCAUGACUCGCUCUCCUCACACAUUCAUGCUCAG
Periophthalmus magnuspinnatus is the source of this 4517-nucleotide messenger RNA. Its product is annotated as zinc finger protein 260-like. Bases 1 to 1500 code for a protein of 499 amino acids. Gene Ontology annotation, molecular function: RNA polymerase II cis-regulatory region sequence-specific DNA binding; DNA-binding transcription factor activity. The transcript is spliced from 3 exons. The record is from RefSeq and is a predicted model, not a curated record. Lineage: Eukaryota; Metazoa; Chordata; Actinopteri; Gobiiformes; Gobiidae. Gene Ontology annotation, biological process: regulation of transcription by RNA polymerase II.